CAGAGAGUUACCUGUUGAUAAGAUUGUAGCCUUUAUAUUUGAAGUUCUUGAGUGUUUUAGUUUAAUGCAACAUAUGUACCUGUUUGCAAAGGGUUAAAUGUUGGCAAAAAGUUAUACAAAUGUCAUUUAACAUUUGUAACACACUCUGUAACUGAAGUUCGAUUUCUAACGUGUGAAAUGAAUGAUAAAUUUUCUUCAAGUUACAGUCAAAUUUUUGUAAAUUUCUCGGUUGCGUCAACUUUUUAACAUAGUCGCAAUGAAUGAGUUUAUAAAUGAUAUAGAGGUAAAUACAUCAGGACAACUUUUAAACGACUCUUCAUGCAAUCAAAACGAUUUCUAUUCUAAUUCGUGUAAGGUUGACUUCAAACGCAAAGCUACGCAGCUUGUUAUUUUUCUAAUAUUCGUAUUGGGUAUAUUUUUUGCGAUUUUAAUAUAUUGCAAAAGUUGCAGCAGCAUUUACAGGACAUCCGCAAGGUAUUCGCAAAACAGUUCCCAUGAAAGUGACUGUAAUCAACGAGGGGAAUCAGAAAAUAUAAAUUCAUUACCAUGUAACACUUUAUACGAAUCCAGAGACAGGCCACCAUCGUACAGUGAAGCUUGCAGUGCUCCACCUCUGUACACAGCACCUUUCAACAGGAUAUCUAUGCUUGAAGUACCACCAGUUUAUCCAGAAACACCUAAGUCAUCUGAUCGAAAGGCAUACUUGGAGAAUCAAGCUUUUCCAGUAAUAAAUCAUAUAUAACAAAUCAUAUUAAAAUCUACGCUUAUUCUGAAUGUAAGAUCUUGAAAUUAGGAAGAUGAAUUUAAAAAUAAAAAUUAAUAAUUUUCA
Osmia bicornis bicornis is the source of this 829-nucleotide messenger RNA. RefSeq lists its product as uncharacterized. NCBI's taxonomy places the organism in Eukaryota, Metazoa, Arthropoda, Insecta, Hymenoptera, Megachilidae. The transcript has 5 exons. The record is from RefSeq and is a predicted model, not a curated record. Bases 257 to 742 code for a protein of 161 amino acids.